AAGAGCGGUACCACGUGCUGCGGAGGAAGUGAACUGACAACAGUAGCGGGACUUAAGAAUGGAGAGGCACAGUCUCUCCUGCUUUAUAUCAGACCAUGAAGGUUUCCAUGGAACCAUAAAAAACUCACCCCAAGACUUUGUGGUUAUUGAGAUAGACAUCAAUGGACAACUUGUUAACAGUUCUAAUGUUCAAGAAGAACAUACAAAAAGUCCUUCUCGACCAAGUCAAGCUCCCAAAAGUGAUGAUAAAUUAAAGCAAUCUAAACCAGAUGACAUUGACAUUUUAAAUCAGGAUUGCUUUGAUCUGAAUAUAAUCUUGGGUCCAGCUGUGAACAAAGAGUUGGAACAUUUCACUAACAAAGUGAGAGUAAGAGCUAGUGAGCAAGAAAAGGUGGAACUGUCAUUGGGUACUUAUCCUGAUAAACACCUGAGAGCUGUUGUGCAUAGAGCAGUACGAUACAACUUCCCCUUCCUCCAGACUGUGACCAACCAAUCAGAAAUUCAGGUCAGAGAGGACCCAGACUUCAAGGAGCUUGCAAGUUUAGUCUCUGAGGGAGAAGCUGAGGAGUUCUUCAGGUUCAUCGAUGCCAAAGUACCUGGUUGUGUGUUCACCUUCCUGCCAGAUGAUAGCAAGGAGCACCGAACUUCAAUUCACCAUUUUGUUAGCAGGCGGUUUGGAAAGCUUGUGGAAACCAAGAGCUUCACAGACCAGCAGAAGACGUCCAUUACAGUGAGACUAAGAGAGAGAAGCAAACAACCCAAAAAGAGAACAACAGCAGAUUGUCAAGAGGAGGUGAUAUUAUACACAGCUUUCACACUGAGAAAGGAGAACUUGGAGACUUUGGAGGCCAUCAGCUAUAUGGCUGCUGUACUCGGAGUGCUUCCGUCUGAUUUCACCUACGCAGGAAUCAAAGACAAGAGAGCCAUCACCUACCAGGCCAUGGUUGUGAAAAAGAUCUCUCCAGAGCGUACAGUUCCUAUACAUCCAAGAACAACUAACAUUUUCAUAUCUCUCUCUUCAGGGAAUGCCAAGGAGAGCUUGGCUCUCAUGCCAGCUUACAAAGCCAGAGAGCGGCUUAUGCUCCGUGCGCUUCACAGGUACGGCAACGGACAGGAGGGUUGCAUACGUGGCUGGCUCAGUUUACCCCACAGCAUGAGGGUCUUCUACCUCCACUCUUACUGUAGCAGAGUGUGGAACGAAGCAGCCAAAUACCGGCUCCAGGAACUGGGCUUUAAGCCUGUCCAGGGAGAUCUGGUUUGGGCUGGAUCUGAAAAGGGACUCAAAGACACCACAGAGGAACUGAACACUCCACAGGUCCAUGUUGUGACCUCCGAGGAGGAGAAGGAUGAAGUUUUUUCAUUAGACCAGGUAAUUCUUCCGAUGCCAGGAAAUAGUGUCAAAUACCCAGAA
Sinocyclocheilus grahami is the source of this 1411-nucleotide messenger RNA. Its product is annotated as pseudouridylate synthase 7 homolog-like protein. Gene Ontology annotation, molecular function: RNA binding; pseudouridine synthase activity. Gene Ontology annotation, cellular component: nucleus. Gene Ontology annotation, biological process: pseudouridine synthesis. The record is from RefSeq and is a predicted model, not a curated record. NCBI's taxonomy places the organism in Eukaryota, Metazoa, Chordata, Actinopteri, Cypriniformes, Cyprinidae.